GUUGCAAAAAAAGGUCAGAUUAGAAGCUCUUUCCUUUUAAAUAGUCAUCUGCACUCUGCUUGGGAGUGCUGUGGGUGGGGAAUCACUAUCCAGCUGCCCUGACUUGGAUUCUGGAAUUUUUACCUCUGCCUUCCUGCUAACUACCACCUUAGUUUUGCAACCUUAAAUUUCCAUUGUCAGCAGCUUCAGAGCAAUUGAAAAAUCAGACCUACAGACCCAUGAUAAUUAUAUCUUUAAUUUCAGUCCUCAGAAAUGCAUCCUAUACUGCCCAAAGUGUAGUGUCUGUUGUGUUCUUACUGUCUGCAAUAGUUUCCUAGGUAGCUCUGCCUUGGCUCAUCCAUGCACUAACCCAUCUUUCUGAAGCAUUUGCAACAAGUCUAAAAAUUGCCUUUGGAACACAGUUGUUUUAUAGAGCUUAUCUGCUUAUGUUCCACCAAGCUUUACGUAGUACCUUCCAGCUCUUUUGUGUUACUACCUUUUCUAUCUUCUGGGGUUUUUCAUAAGAUAUUGUGGCUUGAUCUCUUGGAUGUUUGAGUGCAAUUGAGUGUAUUUUCACAGAUAUGUAGAGAAUGAGAUUAGAGUCGCUGAGUCCUACUAUCUGUUCCAUUACCUUCUGAGUGAGCUGUAUGCCUUAGAGGGAGGAGCUGCCUGCUGGUUGUGUUAUGUAAAAUAAUAAAUAAUUUAUAAUGCUAACUGAAUAUAUCUGCCUUGGUGAACAAACGUACAUUGAAGUGCUUCACAGAUGCAUAUUGAGACAAAAUCAAAAGAAUUCCCUGAAGACAUGUGAGAAUAAUUUGCUUUAUUUGAUUUUUUAAAUGGGAGAACUUCGCUGUGAGUCUGUGCUUUAUUCAAGGGUAUUAUUUUCCACUUAAGGAUCCAUGCAAGCAGUUACAGAGAUCUGCAAUAUGAUUCUGCAAAUACUUAGCUUUUUUUAUUGAAAGCAACUUUUCUGACGUACUGUCUUGUUGCUGAUACUAGCAUCUACUCCAGUUAAAGGAUCACAUGAAGCUUUGGAUCAUGUGGCUCUUUCCUCUUGUCUGUUGUAACAAAAGGAUUAAUGGAUUUUGUGCAUUGCUUUAGAAAGCUGAAGGUGUUGCAAUUACUAUCAAAUGCCAAUUUUAAUGUAGCUUUGAAGCUGUGAUGUAUGCAUGGAAUUUCAAAGAACUGCAUCUUUUUACCGAGCAUGGCAAUUUGGUAUUCGUGCUUGAUGGUAUGAAUUGAUACGACUUCUACAAGUAAUUUUGUUUUCAAGCAGAGACUGUUGAUUUCUAUCAUAUGAACUCUACCAGCUUUUCCAGUUUUUAUCUUGGGAAAUUAAAAUUUGUAUAAACAGAAGAAACUUUGUCUACAUUUCUCUUCUCAAUGUAAAUUAUUAUUUCUGCAGUGAUUAGUUAACGAUGAUCUGCUUUGCAAGACAUAAAUGCGGCAGUGACCUGCUCUCGUUUAGAUGUUGCGGUAGUAGAAUGACUGAAUCUGGCUAUGGAUCAGAGUCAAGUUUGCGACGUCAUGGCUCCAUGGUGUCUCUUGUCUCUGGAGCAAGUGGAUACUCUGCAACGUCCGCCUCUUCAUUCAAGAAGGGCCAUAGCUUACGUGAGAAGCUUGCAGAAAUGGAAACCUUUAGAGACAUCUUGUGUAGACAAGUUGAUACUUUACAGAAAUACUUUGAUGCUUGUGCAGAUGCAGUUUCCAAAGACGAACUCCAGAGGGAUAAAGUGGUAGAAGAUGAUGAAGAUGAUUUCCCUACAGUACGUCCUGAUGGAGAUUUUGUACAUAACAGUAACAGCAGUAAGGAAAAACUGUUUCCACAUGUGACACCCAAAGGAAUUAAUGGCAUAGACUUUAAAGGAGAAGCUAUAACUUUCAAGGCAACUACUGCUGGAAUCCUUGCUACACUCUCUCAUUGUAUUGAACUCAUGGUAAAACGUGAAGAAAGCUGGCAAAAAAGGCUAGAUAAGGAGACAGAGAAAAGGAGAAGAAUUGAAGAAGCAUACAAAAAUGCUGUGACAGAACUGAAGAAAAAGUCACACUUUGGAGGGCCAGACUAUGAGGAGGGUCCUAAUAGUCUGAUUAAUGAAGAAGAAUUCUUUGAUGCUGUUGAAGCUGCUCUUGACAGACAGGAUAAAAUGGAAGAACAGUCCCAAAGCGAAAAGGUUAGAUUACACUGGCCAACAUCCUUACCUUCUGGAGAUGCAUAUUCUGCUGUGGGGACUCAUCGAUUUGUGCAAACGCCCUAUAGUCGCUCUUCCUCCAUGUCUUCCAUUGAUCUAGUCAGUGCCUCUGAUGAUGUUCACAGAUUCAGCGCCCAGGUGGAAGAGAUGGUACGAAACCACAUGACGUAUUCUUUGCAAGAUGUAGGAGGAGAUGCCAAUUGGCAGCUAGUGGUAGAAGAAGGAGAAAUGAAGGUAUACAGACGAGAAGUGGAAGAGAACGGAAUAGUUCUAGAUCCUUUGAAGGCAACCCAUGCUGUUAAAGGGGUAACAGGACAUGAAGUUUGCCACUACUUCUGGAAUGUUGAUGUUCGUAAUGACUGGGAAACAACAAUUGAAAAUUUCCAUGUUGUGGAAAAUUUAGCUGAUAACGCAAUCAUCAUUUACCAGACACAUAAGAGAGUGUGGCCAGCCUCUCAAAGGGAUGUGCUGUAUUUGUCUGCCAUCAGAAAGAUACCAGCAUUCAGUGAAAAUGAUCCAGAAACAUGGAUUGUGUGCAAUUUUUCUGUAGAACAUGACAGUGCUCCUCUGAACAAUCGCUGUGUCCGUGCCAAAAUAAAUGUUGCAAUGAUUUGUCAGACGUUAGUAAGCCCACCAGAGGGCAACAAGGAAAUAAGCAGGGACAACAUUCUGUGCAAGAUUACAUAUGUAGCUAAUGUGAACCCAGGAGGAUGGGCACCAGCAUCAGUGUUACGGGCAGUGGCUAAACGAGAAUAUCCAAAGUUCUUAAAGCGUUUUACAUCGUAUGUGCAAGAGAAGACAGCAGGAAAGCCUAUUUUAUUCUAGUACUAGCAGCAAUCAGAACAAGACUGGGUGAGCAUUCCACAUUGGAGAAGUGACCAUGCACAGAGCACUCCAUGCUGGAACGAAGGAUCUACAGUCUUUUUAUGGCCCAGGUUCUAGGCUUUGUAUACUGAAGUGAAGAAGUGUUGCAACACCAUGGGGCUGAAUAUUUAACAAUAGCUCUCUCCUGCUAACUUUCUUGCUGAAUCAGUGUGUAAUUAUAAAUACAUGUAUUGAUAACAUGUAUAUUGCUCUAUUUUUAUUUGCUUGCUUUAGAAGAAGAAAAGUGCAUACAACUUUGAAUCACCAACAUGGGCUACUGUGUUAAUUUUAAACAAGUUGUAGAAUUUCAUUGUCAACCUUCCUAAGAUACUUGUGCAGUUUUUGUGCAUGUGUAAAAAGCACAAGAGACAAAUGCACAUAUAGCAUACUGUAUGUGCUUUAUAUGCACAAAAAUCUGUGUGGUAUUUUGGGGUUGUUGAAAGGAGUGGCUUCAGUAAAACCUAGUUGGCAGGUUUUGUUUUGCUUUGUAUAAUCACAGUUCAUUGCUGCUGGUUUCUAUAAUGAAUCAUCUUGUUACAUAAAAUGCCAGUUAAUAUCUGAGGGCUGUCAAUAUCCUUAUGACUUUGCCUUUUCUAUUGUCUUACUCUUAUGACGAUCUUUAGUUCUGAAGGAGUAAGAGUGUGAAAAGCUUUAUUUUUUUCCAGAUAUCUUUAUAUUUCUAUUGUAUUUUUUAGUUAUGUAAUAUGUGCUGCAUAAUUUUUGUUAUUAAACAUGAUCCAGAAAUACCUAGAAAGAUUCUGUAUGAGAGGGCAAGAGACUGCCUAAAAUCUAGGAGACAUCUGUCCAUGCUAUCUGGGGACUGCUUUCUUGGAUGAUAUCUGGGGCUUUCCCAAAGCUGUGAGAAGGUACACUAUAAUAUUUAUUGAAGUAAUUUGGAUUACAUAAAACAACAUUCCCAGUCUAGAUUGAGGAUGAGCACAUUAUUUUCAGAUCCUGCAUGUGUCUUCCUCAUCUCAAUAAAGCUGUGCUAUGAGGUUCAUGUAGAAAAUUAUUUGCCUCUUGAUCAAAAACCCAUCAGAGCUAUAAGAAUGCAUAGUUCUUACUGGAAAGUUCCCUUUAGCUGCUGUGAAAAUUUAAAUGUCAGAUGUUUGCCUGCCUUUGAUUCUGGAGAUACUUGUUAAGAGAGGACUGUGUUGGGCUAGUACUGACUGUGAGGUCUUUUAUCCAUGUCCUGUAGUUGGAAACUCUUCAGAGACUGCUCGGUGUUUCACUAAACUGGGUAUCUUGAGGAAAAAAGUUUCAGAUAUAUUUUCUUUAAAAGAAAGCUGAAAGUCAGAUUUAUUUGAUAUAGUGUGGUAGGUGCCUGAAAAGAGAUAUAAUACAGUAAUUUAGUGAAGAUUUGGUAAAUGAGUAAAUAUGAUCUGCACAGUGUUGAAAAACAUCUCUGUUCAUCUUCUCUGUAGAGAUGAAACCAUAUCUAACACAUGAUUACACACGCAUGCAGAUUUCAUGCUCCAUAACUCUUCCCUUUUUAUUUGCCUUUCUCUAAUGGUGUGCAUGGAAUAUGCCUUAUUACAGAGUUAUUCUGUUCAUUUGAAUAUGUAGAAAAGUGCCUAUAUGGUAAUGUUAGCAAGGCAAAUAAGACGAAAAUUUGUACAUCUUUACUAUAUCACCAGUGAGCAUUUUAUAUACUGAUGUUAAAAAACAAAAUCUUAUACCUCAAAAUGUACGUCAUCUUUUUACAAUCAACCAAGCAGUGGUACAUUCCACCAUAGCCACUGAUGGGAACAUAAAAAAAAAGUCCAAAAUAUAAAGAGUUUAACUCCUUAUUUGCCAUUUCUGGUAAUUGUUGGAACACGGGCAAGUUUAUUAAUUUAAUAGAAUAGCUUUAUUUUACAAAGGUAUGGAAAGUUUACAAAGCAGUAUAUAAACUUAUAUCAUUAGUUGCAUUUGCACUAAAUGUGAUGUACUUUUGCGAUUUAUUCUAUAAAUAAAAUGACACUACAGAUACUAUUUGUAAAGAGUAUGUUUUACUUUUAGAUAAAGGCACUGGUACUUCAUUGUAGCUAGCCCUGCCCAAUCAGAUUUGUAAGAGGCUUUUUAAAGACUAUGGAAGGAGUUACGUGUCUGAGAAAUCAUUAUUAAUGGACCUCUGGAAAAGUAAUCUCAAAAGGCAGUAGGCCUCUCAUAUUGUCCUUGUGUGAGUAGCCAUUAGAUCCUUUCUUCUGGAAGGGAUGUUGCUUUUAUGGUUUUAUACAAUUUACCCUGUCUCUUGAGCCCAUCUGUCUUGUCAGUCACUGCCAGGUCUGUGCACUCUGAGUUAAUUUCCUCCUGUUAAUAGAUCAAGAGUGUUAACACAGCUGUGGUGGUCUUUGCAGAAGCAGCUUCUGACUCUAGAAUGGUUGUUUUGUAAGCUGAACCAGUUCAAAAGGCUGAAAAUGCAGCAAUCGUCGGAUAUUGUUCUCUGGAUAUUUGCAUCUGUUUGGAGAAUUUGGAUGUUGCCAAACUAGAUCUGAAGGACAUGACUUGAUAGAACUUGUACUGGGAAUGAAGAUGAGAUGGUCAUUGUUAUUCUGUCUGAGAACCUGAAAAUCUUUGACAAAUUUAUCUGUGAAAAAUGUGAUGCACUUUGUAAAAACCUUACCUUUUACUUAAUUGGGCUGAGCUGGCUUAUCUGAAGUUGUGCAGAUUCUCUUUAAUCAGAUUGUCCACCUGUAUUUUUGUCAAGUUGUACAGAUAAUGCUGUAUUUGAAUUGCCACUGUUCAUUUACAGACUUAAAACAUGAAUCAUAUUUUUGAGUACCUUGAGUGUGUAGAGUUGUAACUGUUCUAUAAUAGCUUUAUGAUCCUAAUGAUAAGUUUUAAAAAUUAAAAGAAGUUGGCUCUUACAUGUUACAAUCACAAAUUUAAAACCAGUAUUUAAAAUUUAAAAGUAUUAAAAAUUAUGAAGAAAAA
Molecule: messenger RNA, 5948 nt
Organism: Camarhynchus parvulus
Lineage: Eukaryota; Metazoa; Chordata; Aves; Passeriformes; Thraupidae
Gene: CERT1
Product: ceramide transporter 1
Exons: 16
Coding region: 1398-2993 (531 amino acids)
Biological process (GO): ER to Golgi ceramide transport
Cellular component (GO): Golgi apparatus
Molecular function (GO): phosphatidylinositol-4-phosphate binding
Source: RefSeq, a predicted model, not a curated record